GGAUCUCUAAAUUCUUCCGUCACACUUUCCCCUCCAUCCCUCCGUCGUGCUAUCCUUUCCGUUUACGGCGUCGUUUUUCCCACCUUCUUCGCCGAUCCCGGCAUAUCACAACCGACCAACCACCGCCCCUCCGCCGCAUCUCCAUAAAUCUCCUUUCUCCCAAAACAAAAAGAGAUAGGAGCAAUUUUUUUUUUUUUUUACACAGUUUCAUUCGAUCGAGCUUGUGCUCUUCUUUCUCCAUACGCUUUGCUGCUUUUGAUUUUUGUUAGAGUGUGCAAAGUCAAAUUUCGUUAUUUGAUUCUCGGGUUUGUUGCAAUGUGGAAUGUCAGAAUCUAGACACCAGUUCUAGAAAUGGCGAUUCAAAUCUUUGAUUUAAAGAUUUCUCGAAUUUGAUGAAAAGGAAACAGUGAAAUGAUGAGCGAUCAAGUGACUUAGGUGGCACUGAUCUCGCGGAAGCAAAGAUUGCGAUCUAAGCUUCCGGUUUUUCGAGUUGCUUUUUGAAACUUGAAUUCUCCGUUGUUUCUUUUUUUGGGAAUUUGGUCGACCGUGAGGAGGCGGAGAUGUCGAAGGUCGUGUACGAAGGGUGGAUGGUGAGGUAUGGCCGGAGGAAGAUUGGAAGAUCAUACAUUCAUAUGCGGUAUUUCGUGCUCGGGACUCGCCUUCUCGCUUAUUACAAGAAAAAGCCUCAAGAUAAUCAGGUUCCAAUCAAGACCUUCUUAAUAGAUGGAAUCUGUCGGGUGGAGGAUCGUGGCUUGAAGAGUCACCAGGGACAUAUGCUUUACGUUUUGUGUGUAUACAACAAGAAAGAGAAGCAUCAUAGACUCACGAUGGCAGCAUUCAACAUCCAGGAGGUACUUAUCUGGAAGGAAAAAAUUGAAUCAGUAAUUGAUCUGCUUCAAGAGUCACAAAUUGCAAACGGUCACAAAUAUGUUUCUUUUGAAUAUAAAGCUGGAAUGGAUAAUGGGAGGAAUGGGUCUUCAUCAGACCAUGAAAGUCAGUUCAGUGCUCAGGAGGAUGAAGAUGAUGCCCAACUGAAUUUGUCACGCAGAAUAACAAUUGGAAAUGGUCCUCCUGAUUCAAUGUUGGACUGGACAAAAGAAGUUGACUCAGAGUUGUCAAACCAAAGUACCAACAACCAAGCAUUUUCAAGAAAGCAUUGGCGUCUUCUACAGUGCCAAAAUGGACUUCGCAUUUUUGAAGAGCUUCUUGAAGUUGAUUACCUUCCAAGAAGCUGUAGUAGGGCAAUGAAGGCUGUAGGUGUUGUAGAGGCUACUUGUGAAGAAAUAUUUGGGCUUGUAAUGAGCAUGGAUGGAACACGAUUUGAGUGGGAUUGCAGUUUCCAGCAUGGUAGCUUAGUUGAAGAGGUAGAUGGGCACACAGCAAUACUCUAUCAUAGACUUCAAUUGGACUGGUUCCCCAUGCUCGUGUGGCCUCGCGACCUUUGUUAUGUGCGUUACUGGCGUCGAAAUGAUGAUGGAAGUUAUGUUGUGUUAUUCCGUUCUAGGGAGCAUCAGAACUGUGGUCCAGAGCCAGGAUAUGUGCGGGCUCAUCUUGAGAGUGGAGGAUUCAACAUUUCACCUCUAAAACCUCGAAACGGAAUGCCUAGAACGCAGGUGCAGCACCUAAUGCAGGUUGAUUUGAAAGGAUGGGCUGUGGGUUACAUUUCAUCAUUUCAGCAACAUUGCCUUCUUCAGAUGUUAAACAGUGUUGCAGGACUGCGUGAAUGGUUUUCCCAAACAGAUGAAAGGGGUGCUCCUCCAAGAAUCCCAGUUAUGGUUAACAUGGUCUCAGCUUCUGGUUCUUCAAAGGGGACUCAGAAGAUAGGCGGGUCAUCUGUUAAUACUGCCCGUUCUCUCGAUCAAAUGAAUCCUGUAAGCAGGAGCUCUAUGAUUUUGGAUGAAGACUCUGAUGAGGAUGAAGAAUAUCAAAUAGCAGAGAUAGAAGAGGCAUCGUCAAGUGAGAAUGACAUUAAGAAAACAGCCUUGGAAGAAGAGCCAGUUGAGCAAAUUGAUUUAUCAUGCUUUUCGGGUAAUCUACGACGUGAUGACCGUGAUAAUGGUCGUGAUUGCUGGAAAAUAUCUGAUGGUAACAACUUCCGAGUUCGUAGCAAGAAUUUUUGUUAUGACAAGUCAAAGGUUCCUGCCGGAAAGCACUUAAUGGAUCUUCUUGCUGUUGAUUGGUUUAAAGAUACAAAAAGAAUGGACCAUGUUGCAAGGCGUCAAGGUUGUGCUGCACAAGUUGCUUCAGAAAAGGGCCUUUUCUCUUUGGUUAUAAAUCUUCAAGUUCCUGGUUCAACACACUACAGUAUGGUAUUCUAUUUUGUGACAAAGGAAUUGCUACCUGGAUCUCUCUUGCAACAUUUUGUUGAUGGUGAUGAUGAAUUCCGCAAUAGUAGGCUGAAGCUUAUUCCAUCGGUUCCAAAAGGAUCAUGGAUUGUUCGCCAGAGUGUUGGAAGCACCCCUUGUUUAUUGGGAAAAGCAGUUGACUGCAACUAUAUCCGGAGUCCUAAAUACUUAGAGAUUGAUGUUGACAUAGGGUCCUCAACUGUUGCUAAUGGUGUUUUGGGGCUUGUCAUUGGCGUCAUUACAACACUGGUGGUUGACAUGGCUUUUCUUGUACAGGCCAAUACUACAGAUGAACUACCAGAACGGCUAAUUGGUGCGGUCCGUGUUUCUCACAUAGAGCUUUCAUCUGCAAUAGUUCCAAAGCUAGAACCAGAUCCCUCAUGAUUGAUGAAACCGUUGACUCUUUGCUGAUUCCACACAACAUUUGUUCGGAUACACUUGUAUUCGAUUCCCCAUUUUGCUUUCUCUCUGUUUUACAGGAAUUUUCAAAUUGGAUUUACAUUUUUUUUUUCUUUUUGAUGUAGUUGACUUACAUUUCUUGAUAAAAGUAGUGAAAGGGAAAUGAAAUCCCAUGUUUUGAUGUUUUAUUCUUGUUAAAAGCUUAGAAGAUUAGGUUAAUCAUGGUAUUUCUGGAUCCCCAGUGGUCGAUCUGCCUUUUUUGUAUUGAGAACUUAUUGUGUAGUUUUAAGGUCUGGCAAUCAGAAAAUCUAUUUUGGAACAGGUUCACUUUGUUGAUUCAAAAUUUGAUUUUGAUAUGGAAACUGCAAGAAAAUCAGGCUCAACAA
Messenger RNA from Rubroshorea leprosula, 3130 nucleotides. The record is from the annotation of a GenBank genome assembly. NCBI's taxonomy places the organism in Eukaryota, Viridiplantae, Streptophyta, Magnoliopsida, Malvales, Dipterocarpaceae.